GCUUCUCUUACCGGUACUAAUUUUUAAAACUCUAUUUUGAAUACUUCAGCUCUAUACUAUGUUUGUAAAAUUGUUGGAGUUAUCGUUGGAGAAGCUAUCUUUUAUUUUACAUCUAAUUUUGUUUUCCGUGUUUUCACAGAAAACUUUCCUGUACCUUGUCCGGCCGAGGCACCGAGGCAGGCGCGAUGGAUGCAGAUCGCCUCGCCUCGUACAGCUCUGUGGUUUGGACAACAUAUUCCGCCAUUCUGUCGUUCAUCAGAUUAGCUCAAGCCGGGUUCAGAUAUACCGGGGAUGGCUUAGCAAUAAUCUGUGAGGGAUGUGAGAAAAUAUUAGAUAUGGUGGCGUUCGUGGAGAGUGGCAUCAUGCUGGACCCGUCACAAAUUCGUUUUCAUUCUGGUGCCUGUAAGUUUGUUAAUGGGGCGAUGGCAGGAGAUCGAAGAAAUGAGCUCGAUGGCUGCCAUGUUGGGGUCACUGAUGGGGGUUUAAACAGAGCAAGUCCGCAUUUACCUGCAUCUGAUAGGACAUUAAGCAACUCACACUCAGGUGGUGGAUGUGUCCAAGUCGCUACACAUAGAGACAGCCGGUGUCAAGGACUAAAUAGUUCUCAACAUGCGACAAAUGGGUCACACGCUACUUCACAGGAUGUUUUCGCGAAUAACACGUUACAAGUAUCGGAACCACUAAGAGAAGGACCUACUCCAAGUAAGCUUAUUAUUGUUUUAAUUAAAUUUGUAUGACAACGAUAGAGGACUGAGGUGUUUAAGAUAACGUUUUCAUUAAAACAGUAUAUAUGUCAUUUAUGUUAUCUUAUUAAUUUUAUUCUUGAAAUUUUACACACUUUACAAUUCACAGGAAUGUGUUCAGGAAAUCAUAGUCAGCUACCAAGCGAGGCAAGAAAUGACGUCAUAUGUUCCGACUCACCUGAAGUUACGUCAUCUGUGUUUAAAGUUUUAACUCAUCCAUCCUAUCCGGUAUUUAUAUCCUACAACAAGCGUCUUGAAAGUUUUACCAACUGGCAACACCAUCACAUUCAUCAACCAGGCUACCUGGCACAGGCGGGAUUUUUCUAUGCAGGUAAAUUUAGGUAAUCUUUACAGCUUCUACAUUAACACCCAAAUUAACUGUGAUCUAACAAAUGGAUAUUACUCAGUUGAGUGGAGUUCCCUUCAAUUUAAUUUUUUUUUUCAGUGUUCUUUGUCCAUGCGUUAAUCUCACGUACCCUCGAAAAGAAAGGCCAUGCAUCAAUGGGUUUAUUUUUAUGAACAUAUUUUAUUGAUAUAAUUUUUAUUUGAAAAUACAAUUUAAACUUAUAUAAUAGUUGAUUAUAAGGCUUAUAAUGAAAUAAUAAGAAUCCCGAGUCGAACAUCACGUUCCAACAUUGCAUAAGAUCGAAGUAAGUCAACUUAACUUUAGAGUAGUUAUUACUUAAAAGUGUGUGUGGGUGGGUUGCAGUGAAAAGAAACAAAUCUUUCAAAGUCUCGCAUAAAUCUGCAGAAUGUUAACGUUGUUCGAUUAUGGAAACAGAUUAUUGAAAUAGAUUAUGGACAUAAACCAUCCCAUUAAAUAAAUUUUGUUCACUUUAUUUUGGAGCUGUUUAAAUUUUCGUGUUAUUUUUGUUUUUACAUACCCUCAAGAAUUCUUUUUAUUUUUUGAAAUUAAAUUUAACCUUUUGUUCGAGGUUUCAUCUAUAUAUAAGUUCAAAUGUAUAAAUAAGUAAAAAUAAGAUAAGAUUGUUUCAAUGAUCCAAAGGUAAUUGUUUGUUUUUUUGUUGUUGAUUACUUUGUAUACAUACAUUUUCAGCUUAUAAAUAGAUAAAUAUUUUAAUAAACUCCACAUUUUCCAACUCAAACAAUUUAAACACAAGACAUAUACAUUAAAUUAUUUCUCUAGUAUCCUGAUUAUUUUAAAAUGUUUUUUUGGUUAAUUACUUGUUCACUGUUAUCGAAUCGUGUGUCGUAGGUUACUCGGACUGUGUCCGGUGUUUCCAGUGUGGCCUGGGCCUGAGAUCCUGGAAGCCUGGAGACGAUGUUUAUGACCAACACCGGAAGCACAGACCCUCUUGUCCAUUCUUGGGGACAACAGUGAACGUGGGGACAGUUGAAGGACCAAAUAGAACAGACGGGGAAAGUUCGGGAGAAGAUGGUACGAACAUACUACGAUAGUGUGUGUAAGACGUUGUGUUAUUGCAGGUAAAUCUGUUAUUUAUAAAACGGUGUUAAAGUUGAAUAACUGAGACAUGCGAGGACGUGAGUGUUGCGAUGUCAUGGAAACUUUCCCAAAUGAGAAAGACCUAGACAAUGUCUAUUUAAAAUAUUAGACGGGUCAUGGAGAUGCUAGAUGUGUGAGUAACCUGCAAGCCUGAUAAACAAAAUUAUCCCAAUUAUUACCUUUGUCAAGAAUGAAGUGUUCUGUUUGAAACCUUCUUCCUGCAUUUUAGACUGGGUCUAAUUAGGUCAAGGGAGGGGUGGUGAUAGAGAACUGUAUUUAAAUACCAUAUAUUAAUUUCGCUUUUGUUGUUGUCUUUUUUCUUCUUUUUCGUUUUUUUUUUUUUUUUUGGUUUCAAAAUCUUCUGAAGUCUAAUGACCCAUUUUCCGUCAUCCUAUUGAGCUGAAACUUGGCACAUAUAUUCGUUGUUGGAGACUACAUAUUUGAUCAAAUUUUCAGCCAUCCCCCCGCGCCCUUUUCCUCCAACCUAAAAAAAAUGUUUUUCCUGUUUUUUCAAUGGGGAGGAAUGUCAAUGAUUUGUUUAAAUGGUGCGAGUUUUGGUGCCGCAUUUAAUCGUGUAGGUCUUUUUCGUUUUUUUUUUUUUUUUUGGUUUCAAAAUCUUCUGAAGUCUAAUGUCUAUGUGUUUUGUAUUAGUGGCGUAUUUGGGAUGGAGAUGGCGUUGAAUCCAAAUAAAAUGAAUAUAAAGGAUUGAUAUUAAAAAAAACAACUUUUUUGGUUGGGGGGGGGGGGCUGUUUAAAUUUUAAAAUUACUUUUAGGCUGAUGUCGCUAAAGAUAAUUUUGAUGUUCUGCGACAGCAAAAUAAAUAAUCCUCUUCAAUAGUGACGUUCAUUUAAAAAAAAAUCCAAUUUAAUUAAUGAUAUUCAUCUAUCUUCACUAUUGGUUUCAGACAAGGUAUAGAAUUAUAACAAAUGGCCCCACUCUUUCGAAUUUCUUAAAGCAGGGAAAUGAAAAGCUUGCUUACACUACACGUGUUUAAACAGUUCUUUUGAAUUGAUAUCCAUUUUGAAGUUAGAUUUAGAUUAGGCGUUAAACAAAGAAACGCUCUGUCUACGUUUAAGCUCAAACGUUUUCUGACUAUUAAAGAACAAUUUUUUGCUAAUGUAAAACAAAAUGUUAAAUAAUUUUUCCAAAGAUCUAUUUUUUUUUCUUCAAAUUUGACCCUUCAUUUCAUCUUUAACCAAUUGCAGAUGGCGGUAUUCCCUCCACUGAUGACAUAACAGUAGCUCUAUUAAAAAGGGAGAGUGCAAAGCUCAAAGAAAGACUACUCUGUAAGGUUUGCCUAAAGGCACCCAUCAAAGAUCUGUUCCUACCCUGUGGAGAACUCUACGCCUGCUCUGACUGCUCAAAACUGCUCACACAUUGCCCGGCUUGUAACAAACUUAUUCUAGCAACAUCCAGCAUUUAUUUUGCUUAACUAACGUAAGGAAACGAUACCAAUACAUCACUUUAAAAAAAAAAAAUAAUAAUAAUUUCCUUCAUCUCGGUGUUGUAUUCGUAUAGAUAGAUUGUUUUGUUUUUUUGAAACUAUUAUGUGCACAUGCAUAGUUUGUAAAAAAAACUGUUGGGCUAAAACUUCGUACCCAGAUUAAUUUAGAAGGGAUUUUUAUUGAUCAAGCUUUAGUAUAACUCUCAUCAAGCUUUAGUAUAACUCUCAUCAAGCUUUAGUAUUACUCUCGCUUCAAUUCUAUAAAUAUGUGGAAUACAUUUCGAAUCGGAAGUGAAAUAAAGAUAAGAGAAGGGGAGGGGGGGCAUAAAUUCCGUUUGAAUAAAAUUGUAAUCAACAACAUCACAGAUAUAUGUCAAAAAAUGCCACCCAGACAAUUCAUAUUAAUAAAAACAGAAAGUUAAUAUACAUUUUUUUUUUUUGAGCAACAUACGACUCCAUUUUGUUUGAUUAAACCUGGCUUUUUGUAGAGAAAACAGAUAAAUUAUACUUUUGUGAGAUAAAACUUUUGUGAUGUUUCUAAAGUUGUAGAAUGCUAUAGUUUUGAUACGGUUUAUGUUAUACGGGGGAACAUUUGGGGACGACCACGCACCACAUGGGAAAACUUGAUUCGAAACUCAAAACGAUGUCUUGUAAAAGAAGACUUCUGAAAACCUCCACAACCUACUUAAGUUAAAGAAUUAUUGGGUUUUUUUUUUGGGUUAGAAUUAUGGCCAUGACCUCUUCCCGGACUAAUUCAUAUUUUAUAUUUUCUCAAGGCCAUGAUUUAAUCAGUGCAGAAAUCGAUGAGACGAUGUGGAUCUGAGUAUUUAUUGAAUUUACGGUAACUUCCUAAAGCAAGAACACAACACAAGCUGUCUGAAGAAAACAAGAUAACUAGCUAUACAAGAAAACGGAGAACUACUUUAUUAAGAACACAUUAUGAUCCAAUUAUUGUAUCAUUAUUAAUUGCUUUUGCAUUAUUUUAAUUUUUUUUAAAACAAAAUUAGAUUGAAUUUUUAAAAAUUUAAAUGAUUGAGAUUAUUUGUUUCUUUGUAAAGCAAACGGGUUGAAUAUUUUUUACAAACUAAUUAACAAUGCUUAAAAGAGUCUUAUGUUUAUUUGAUAUUAAUAUGCUGUCUUUUAAUUGUAUUCGAAAUAUUAAAUGUUAUUUUGAAUUUAUUAUUAAUAUUAACGGCAUUUAUUAUUUUUGUAUUGAUUUUCAUAAACAAGGGAUACGUUAAUAAAAAUAAAUUAUACCCU
Molecule: messenger RNA, 4913 nt
Organism: Lymnaea stagnalis (great pond snail)
Lineage: Eukaryota; Metazoa; Mollusca; Gastropoda; Lymnaeidae
Source: the annotation of a GenBank genome assembly